CCUUGGCUUAUUUGUGUCGCUUGUUGAUCGCCUUUUUGUCACUGCUCGCCCGGAUGAUUAGUUAUUGCAGCACAUUGGCUUGUAUUUUGAAAUAAUUUACCCUUUCCCUUUCGAUUGCUUUAUGUAGCAAUCAUUUUUCUAACUCUUUUUCGCCUGUCACCCGGUCGUGAAUUAUGCAAGUUAUCGUCGAAGAACCGUCUUCGCAGCCGGGUGUCUCAAAGACGUCAAUCACUCGCCAUGCUUCCCUGGCACGCUCUCCACCUCCUCCCCAAUUCAGAGACUGGGUCAAACAUCGGCUACGAAAAAGUCUUUCCGUCCCCGAUCUACGUCGACUAAGGAAAGAAUGGCAACUGUAUGAGCAAGUGGACGACUUGAAUCCGCUUGGUGUCAAGACAAUGCAGGUUGACGUAUUGAACAUUCGCUGGAUUCAUCCUUUACACAACCCAAAGAUUCGCAUUCGCUUAGGAUCUUCCCAAUAUACAACUGUGCGUGGCAAAACACCUACCGGCGACUGGAACGAAGGUUUCAGAUUUACCAUUUCGUAUCAUGCCCAGUUAUUUGAUACCAUCGAGUUUGACUUAUUUGAUAAAAAGCAUCAAUGGUCACCCCUUCCGGCUCAACAUCUUGGAAAAGCCAAAUUAAAGCUUGCUACUCUUGCUCAACGGGAUCCCGUAUUUAUUACAUUCGUUCCCAUGUACGAAUACCGCGCUCGUCGAUCAUUGCCGGCCGAUGUCCGUGAGGCGCUCAUGCAUACGAAUAUGGCCAGGGUACGGCAAAUGGCUGAUACAAUCACUCAGCACGUGCAGUUGUGGGGAUCAUUACAAAUUCGGGUUCGCUAUCGAUUCCAACAACCCGAGGACACAUUAACGCCAAAAGUCCGACGACCUCUUCUGUCCAUUUCCGAACCGGAAUCAUCCAAUGCCGGUGCGUCCUACAAACCUACCACCAUCAAAGAAGACGACACGAAUGAAUCGCCACCUGCCCGUCAUGUCAGCGAUUGUACAAUCUCGCCUGUCGUAUCAAAUACCAAUACGGAUCGCAAACGCAAGUCAUCCGCGACAUCACGUCCCCGACGUUCUUCGCAACAUGGUCGUGGCGAUUUGGCCAGAAACGAAUCGUUUGUGGAUAGCAUUUUUCAGAACAAUUUGAAUGCUGUCAUGACAACCGAUGUCCCCAGUUCCACCAGCAGCGAGGGCGACUACGGUGAGGGUGAUGACCGCAACCGUCGAGACGAGAAACGCGCGGAAACAUCCAAAUCAUCCAAACCAUCCAAUUCUCGCUCCAAUCGUUUGGUGUGUCCAUCAAAGGAAGCUAAACAAGGGCAAUCGGCGCAGGAGGCUCUUCAGACCAAGGGACGACGUCAUUGGUGGCGUGUUCUGUUAUGGCCACGCAAGGAUCGCAAAAAACAUAAAAGCAAAGUGGAACCUUCCAAGCGGGGUAAACGGUACGGCUUCUCACAGAAUGACAAUGAAGAGAGCUAUGGUAUCAUACCCCACGAAGAGGAAGAGGAAGCAGAAGAAGAAGACUCCAAAUCUCCGGAAAAAGGCAAAAUGCGGAAACGAGAUCGCUUAAAACAAGGCGCUCAGCGCAAAGCGCAACACAUCAUUUACAGCGUCAACUUUGGUGACAAGAAUUUUGCCUCGCAGUGGAUGGAAGAUUCUUUCGAUGACGUUGCCAUAUCUCAUCCCUUGAUCGAUCAUCUCAUCGGGCUCGUGGUCAGUCGUCAAACCCAAGCUCUUGUUCGUGCCAUCAUCAAACUUGCCAAUGCCUUUGGUCAAGGGUUCAGAGUGACUGGGUUGCGACUCGUCAAGGCCAUGAUCAUUCUUCAACGAUUUUAUGAAACACUUCCCAACACCGAUGACUCUCCUCUUAUUCGGAACCGCAUAUUGAUCCCUGAAAGCUGCCAUUAUUUCGAUUACGCCAUGAUUGCCUACGGUUGGCGUGGUCUUUGUUACCUAGGUGCUUAUGGACAGUAUGUGCGUGGUAUUCGUAAUCGUCGAUCCAAUCGUAUGUCGAUUAUUCGUUAUCUUCAUUUGCAUCCCGAGGAUUUGCUGGGAUACGAGUAUGGUCUCCGAAAAGGCGCCGUCUUUCAGCCUAGCUAUUUUGUAGCCAUUGACCGGUCAAAGAAAGCCAUUGUUCUCAGCAUCCGUGGCACCUGGAGUCUUUAUGAUGCCAUUACCGACUUGGUGUGCACCUAUAAGCCAUGGAAAGGUGGUUUGGUGCAUUCAGGGAUGCUGGCUUCAGCGCAGUGGUUUUAUACAAACAUUGUACCUCAAAUUUUCCGAUACGUACAUCAUCAUCGUCACAACAUUACAGCCUUUCACAUUGUUGGGCAUUCUCUUGGCGGCGGCACAGCCAGUCUUCUCACUAUGAUGGUCGCCGACCACAUUGAUGAACUUCGGCAUUUGGCCAGAAAUCCCUCAUUUCGCCUUCACUGCUACAGCUAUGCGCCGGUGGCCUCCAGUUCUUUCGAUCUAAGCAUGCGAUACAAUGACUACAUUCACAGCUUUAUUGUACAGGAUGAUGUGGUGGGCCGGCUGUCAUAUGGCACAGCCAUGAAGCUGAAAGAACUCAUCAUGGAUACCAUCAGCGCUUACGAAGCACUUGGAGGAUGGCUCAAGGUUUUAAGAGACCCUGACGUCCGCAAAGUUUGCUUCAACAUCCUAAGCAAACGUCGCGAGCAAAUAUAUCAAUCAGACCCUUCAUACCCAUUGUUAUAUAUUCCAGGCCAUAUUGUGCACAUUCAACGGACAAAGGAGUCCCACUUUCUUGAUCAUCGUCGAGCUUCCGUCGCUACGCUACUGAAGCAGGAUCAGGAAGAACGUCAGCCAACUUUUGAUCGUCCUCGAUCGGCUUCGCUCGCGAAAAAAAUUCCAAACAAACGCACGCACUACACAGCGCAUAUGACCUCCAGCGAUAUUUCGCAAGAAAUGUAUCUGAGCAAUUCUUGCAUCGAGGAUCAUAUGAUCUCCAGCUAUCAGCAUGCCUUUAAACAGUUGCGGGCCAACUAUCCUCUCCCAUAGAUUUGAUUAGAUCAACGUUUCCAAGAAACUCAAUUUAAAGCAUCUCAAUUUGGACCAUGGAAAAGCUUAUUGUCCA
This is a messenger RNA of Radiomyces spectabilis, 3099 nucleotides long. RefSeq lists its product as uncharacterized. The transcript has 11 exons. The coding region runs from base 174 to 3023 and encodes 949 amino acids. Gene Ontology annotation, biological process: lipid metabolic process. The record is from RefSeq and is a predicted model, not a curated record. Lineage: Eukaryota; Fungi; Mucoromycota; Mucoromycetes; Mucorales; Radiomycetaceae.